CCGGGCAUCCACGCAGGCGCGCGGUGCUUGGGCUUAGCUCCCCGGCGGGCAGCCGGGCGUUCUUCGGCUCCCUGAGUCAGGGUUGGGGGUCCCGCGGGUGCGGCGGCGGCAGCACCAUGUUCCUCCACUCCGUCAAUCUCUGGAACCUGGCGUUUUAUGCCCUCAUGGUCUUCAUGGCGACCCUGGGGCUGUGGGACGUCUUCUUCGGCUUUGAGGAAAACAAGUGCAGUAUGAGCUACAUGUUUGAGUAUCCGGAGUAUCAGAAAAUAGAACUUCCAAAGAAACUGGCAAAACGCUAUCCUGCAUAUGAAUUAUAUCUUUAUGGAGAAGGAUCCUAUGCUGAAGAACACAAAGCUCUCCCUUUAACGGGUAUUCCUGUUCUCUUUCUUCCCGGUAAUGCUGGAAGUUAUAAGCAAGUUCGUUCUAUUGGCUCUAUUGCACUUAGAAAAGCUGAAGACAUUGACUUCAAGUACCACUUUGAUUUCUUUAGUGUGAAUUUCAAUGAAGAACUGGUGGCGCUAUAUGGUGGAAGUCUUCAGAAGCAGACCAAGUUUGUGCAUGAAUGCAUUAAAACAAUUCUCAAGCUCUAUAAGGGUCAAGAAUUUGCUCCAACGAGUGUGGCAAUAAUUGGUCAUUCUAUGGGUGGCCUUGUUGCAAGAGCUUUGCUUACAUUGAAAAAUUUUAAGCAGGAUCUGAUCAAUCUUCUUAUUACACAAGCAACGCCUCAUGUUGCUCCUGUGAUGCCAUUAGAUCGUUUCAUUACAGAUUUUUAUAUGACUGUAAACAACUAUUGGAUUCUGAAUGCUAGACACAUAAAUUUAACCACGCUGUCUGUAGCUGGAGGAUUCCGGGAUUACCAAGUUCGUUCAGGACUGACUUUUCUACCAAAAUUAAGCCAUCAUACCAGUGCCUUAUCUGUUGUGAGUUCAGCAGUGCCUAAGACCUGGGUUUCAACAGACCACCUCUCCAUUGUAUGGUGUAAACAAUUACAAUUGACUACAAUUCGAGCAUUCUUUGAUCUUAUUGAUGCUGAUACUAAACAAAUAACUCAAAAUCCCAAGAAGAAAUUGUCGGUUUUGAAUCACCACUUCAUAAGACACCCAGCAAAACACUUUGAGGAAAAUCCAUCAAUAAUUUCUGACUUAACAGGGACAUCUGUGUGGGUUCCAGUAAAAGUGUCCAAAUGGACCUAUGUGGCUUACAAUGAAUCUGAUAAGAUAUAUUUUACAUUUCCCCUUGCAAAUCAUAGAAAAAUCUACACUCAUGUCUAUUGUCAGAGUACCAUGCUGGAUACAAAUAGCUGGAUUUUUGGCUGCAUAAACAGCACUUCUAUGUGCCGGCAAGGGGUUGAUUUAUCAUGGAAAGCUGAACUGCUGCCAACAAUUAAGUCUCUGACGUUAAGACUUCAAGACUAUCCAUCUUUGUCUCAUCUUGUUGUUUACGUACCAUCUAUUCAUGGAAGUAAGUUUGUUGUAGAUUGUGAAUUCUUUAAAAAAGAGACAAGAUCCAUACAGCUUCCUGUAACUCAUCUUUUUUCCUUUGGAUUGUCUUCAAGGAAAGUGAUAUUAAAUACAAGUGGCCUGUUCUAUAAUAUAGAGCUUCUGAACUUUGGACAGAUAUACCAAGCUUUUAAAAUCAACGUCGUAAGCAAGUGCUCAGGAGUGAAAGAAGAAAUUACUAGUAUCUAUAAACUUCAUAUUCCCUGGUCUUAUGAAGAUUCACUAACCAUUGCACAGGUUCCAUCUGCUACAGAAAUUUCUGUGAAACUCCAUAUUGCUCAACCAGAAAAUGACAGCCAUGUAGCAUUAUUAAAAAUGUAUACAUCAUCAGACUGUCAGUAUGAGGUGACAGUUAAGACUUCCUUUUCACAAAUACUUGGACAGGUAGUUAGAUUUCAUGGUGGAGCUCUUCCUGCCUAUGUUAUAUCCAGUAUCCUUCUUGCUUAUGGAGGACAAUUAUACUCUCUUUUCUCAACAGGUCACUGCUUAGAAUAUGCUACUAUGUUGGAUAAAGAAGCCAAACCAUACAAAGUUGAUCCUUUUGUAAUUAUGGUUAAGUUUCUGUUGGGAUACAAGUGGUUUAAAGAAUUUUGGGAUAUGUUAUUGUUACCAGAAUUAGAUGCCAUCGUUUUAACUAGUCAGAGUAUGUGUUUCCCCCUUGUAUCGUUGAUUCUUUUUCUGUUUGGAACAUGUACUGCCUAUUGGGGUGGACUACUCUCUUCUAUGUCUGUGAGACUCCUUUCUUCAUUGUGGCUGACUUUGAAAAGGCCCUCUGAACUUCCUAAAGAUAUCAAGAUAAUAUCACCAGACUUGCCCAUUUUGACAGUUGUUUUGAUCAUAGUUAGUUGGACAACUUGUGGAGCAUUUGCCAUCCUUCUUACUUAUCUUUACUAUGUGUUUAAGAUUGUUCAUCUGCAAGCCAGCUUAACAACUUUUAAAAAUAGCCAGACUGUGAACCCCAAACACUCUAGAAGAAGUGAAAAAAAAUCCAAUCACCAUAAAGACUCUACAGUACACCAUCUCCGUUUAUCUGCCAGUGAUGCUGAAGAUAGUCUUCGCAUGCACAGUACUGUGAUUAACUUAUUAACAUGGAUUGUAUUACUCAGCAUGCCAUCUUUAAUUUAUUGGCUGAAGAAUCUUAGGUAUUACUUUAAACUUAAUCCUGAUCCAUGUAAACCUUUGGCAUUUAUCCUUAUUCCAACUAUGGCAGUUCUUGGAAAUACUUACACUGCUUCAAUAAAAUCAAGUAAAUUGUUGAAGACUACUUCACAGUUUCCACUUCCUCUGGCUGUUGGUGUGAUUGCUUUUGGGUCAGCACACUUAUACAGGGUUCCAUGCUUUGUCUUCAUUCCUCUUUUACUCCAUGCAUUAUGCAACUUUAUGUAAGAUUGGAUUUAAGGAAUGAUAAAGAUCAGUUAUGCCUUUAGGUCCAGUAAUAAGAGGGAACACACAGAUCCAUCAGUGUGGACAGCAAGAUCCUUUGGAGAAGACAGGUCUAUUUUUACAAUGUUGAAAAUAGGAAAUUAGUUUUGUAAUGCUUGAGGAAAGUAGUUGAAGCAUGGUUUUGUUUUGUGGUAUGACAUCUGUGUACUAGUCAUUAUGAAAAAUCAGUAAAAGGAUAUGGUAGCCUCUGUCUUUGAGGACUCUGCAUAUCAGCUAGUCUGCUUGAUUGGCCAUACCAAGAUCUUCUCCUAAACACUCAGUAAAUGUAGCAUUGUUUGUAUCCUCACCUCAAGUAUUCUCAUUUCGUCAAACUUUCUUCUGAAAAGUGGGUUACUUUGUAUUUGCUACAGUAUACAUGUUGAAAAAUAAGUCUUAAAAGAUUAAUGAAAUUUAAACUGUUUGCUUUCUCAGAAAUGAAAUAGCCACAGUCUUUAGUCAGUUUUUGGCAGCCAUAGUGAACAAAAUAGAUCUUUUGUUUUCUUACACCUAUGAAAAUACAACUUUAAAUUCUAAGGAGACAUGUUUUCUUGGUAACCAGCAAGAUUGAUGAAUGGAAACGUAAUUCAGAUUCAAAACUCAAUGAAAUUUUCUUGUUUCUUUUCAAAUAAGAAUCUUAUUUUGUAUUCUUAGUGAAUAUCAGGAGACUACUGAAGAGAUGUAUUGCUAAAAUUUGAAAAAAAUUUUCAUAGAUAUUUACUUAUAGACAUUGGAGCAGUUCAGUCAUUCAGUCUUUACCAUUUUAUUCAAUUCACUGACCCCAUGGUUGUCAAAAGUGCCUAGGGUCAUGGUGGGUUGUUAAAAUAACUAAAUUCCAGUGGUCAGAAAAUACUCUACAUUGGCACAAUUUUUAUUUACUAUGUAAAGAAAAUCAGCAUGAUGAAGUGCAGUACCACAUUUAAUGUAUAAAAUUAUACUAUUAAUGGAAUAACAGUGGAAAAACUGUUACCCCAUUAAUAGCAUAAGUAUAAACAAUGAAUACCUGAAUAAGUUGGAGUGUUUAGCCACUAGGUUUAAUAGUGGAAUCUUAAUUUGCCAAGGUGAUUACUAUUUGACAGAUAGAGAGUAAUAUUUAUAUUUCAUUUCACAUUUCAGCUCACUUUUUGGAAGUAGGUAAUGGAGCUAGGUAUCUUCACCUUAAGAUAGAAUUAACUCAAGGCUGGGGUAUACCUGAGUGAUAGAGCCCUUCCUUUAGAUGUGUAUGCUGUAAAUACCCCAAACCUUGCAAGUAUAGUCCUUAAGUCCCAGUAACUCCACAGUUGUACCUGUGAACUUGUGUCCUUGUUAGUGCCCAGGGAUGUCCUAGAGUACCAGGUUCAUUUUACGUGCCAUUGCAUCUGGAUUCCAUUACAACCUCUCAGUUGUUACUGCCUAUUAGAAGGUUACUCCCACUUUACUGCCUGUAGAGGGUUACCUCACUUCUUUUCUCAUUUGUUCUUCGGGUUCUUGCUGUUUCAUCAUCAGUUGAAGAUGGUCUUGCUAUCAUCUCUGAGAGUUUUAAGUUUGUUUGAUUCCAUUGUUGUCUUUUCCAGCUUCAUGUUCAGUGUUCAUAUUUUCACUUAUGAGAUCGUGAAAGAUAAGUGAUAACCUCAUAGUAGACAUGGCAGGCAUACCAGGCUCUUGUUUGUUUGAUAGAAGCAGCAAAAGGGAUAAAAUACAGAAUGCUUGUGUGUUCAAACCUGAAAGGAAAGAGAACUUACCAGAUUAUAUAUGCACUUUCCCAUGGCAUACCACAUAUAUAUUUAAACAAGGACACAUCUGCCUAGGUUUAGCUUAUACAUAUACUCAUAACAACUUUUGUACAUAUGGUGUUGUAUUUCAAGUUUUCACCCAUAUGUAGUUGCAUUUCAAGUUACAGGUUAACUAUGUCAUUUAACUAUUUCUGAAUUUGAACUUAGGUCCAUAUACAGAACUUAAGAAAAUUCAUUAAUUUGAAUCUUCUAUUGACAGCCAUAAUCAAUGUGUUGAGAUGAUCUAAAGUCUCCUUGUUUAGUCAUUCCUGCUCUUGAAUAAAAUGUAACAAGCUUAAAUUUCUCAUUUGUGAGUAGUACAUUAGCUUUUUAAAGCAGCAGACUAGGCACAUUAGUUUCCAUGAAAAUAAUUUCAUGUGAGUGUCAUUAUCAUCAAGUCCUAAAGUCUUAUUUAUUCCAACAAAAUAUUUUAUUUUAGGACUACAAAAAGGAUUCUCAUUAAACAUGUUAUAAACAGCAGUAGUUUGGGGUUUUUUUACAUAUAUUUAAUAUUAUAUGUAUACACACACACACACACACAUUUUGACAGAGUCUUCAUCAAGUCCUAAUGCACUUUAAAACCAAAUAACUACCAGAGAUGAGAAAGUAGGCUCUGUCUGAAGAUUAACAAAACUGAUGUUUCUAUCACUUGACAAAAGGAAAGUCCUUUGUCUUUAUUUAUUUUUUUUAAAAUAAAUUUAUUUAUUUAUUUAUUUUUGGCUGCAUUGGGUCUUCGUUGCUGCACGCGGCUUUCUUUAGUUGCGUCGAGCAAGGGCUGCUCUUCCUUGCGGUGCACGGGCUUCUCAUUGCAGUGGCUUCUCUUGUUGCGCAGCACAGGCUCUAGGCGCGCGGGCUUCAGUAGUUGUGGCACGCAGGCUCAGUAGUUGUGGCUCGCGGGCUGUAGAGCACAGGCUCAGUAGUUGUGGCUCACGGGCUUAGUUGCUCCGCGGCAUGUGGGAUCUUCCCAGACCAGGGCUCAAACCCGUGUCCCCUGCAUUGGCAGGCGGGUUCUUAACCACUGCGCCACCAGGGAAGCCCCCCUUGUCUUUAAAUUCACAUUAUUUCAACCAUGCCUACAAUCUAUAUUAUUAGCUGGCAAAACAACACAGGUUUAUCAGAAAUGUUACCAAAAAUGAAAUUAUUCAUUGGCAGUUAGGGAUUAUCUAAUUUAGCAAACUUCUGAGCUCUGUUGUUACGACAUUUUUAUUUAGAUUUUGGUUUUUGAGUUUUGAGUAAGGUUUGAACUUAUAAAAAUUACUCCUGGAUCCUAUUGUUGAUACCUAGACCAAAUAUAGACUGGACAGGGCAAACAGCGAGUACUUUCAGUGUCUCUAAAGAGUCCUCUGGAGUUACUACUAUUAUAAUUUGGAACAGAUAAUAUGAUAGAAAUCAUUAAUGCUCUCUUUUCUUUAUCUUUUUCAUGUUGGAAAUUACACAGGUUCUGCUAGUUCUUUUCUUGGUUGUCACCAGAAUGAAAGUAUUUAAAACAGUAGUCCUAAAAAAAAAACAUUUGUGCCUGGUUAACACUGAUUUUGAGUCUCUUCAAUAUAUAUAUUGAUCAUGUGUUAAUUAAUCUUUAAUUUUUUUCAUAUUUUGCUCAUAAAUUCAGAUGUAUAUAAUGGAAUACGUUUUCUUGUUUGAACUACACUAUAAUAUCUGCAUGAUUAUACAGUAAGGAAAAGAAAUAAAGAACUAUAGUAGGCCUAGUAAAUGUUUGUUGUUGAUUAUCCUGUCACUCAUGCAGAUGGUACACAUUUCCACCAUACACUCAUACUUACAUGAGGCAGAUUGUCUGAUUUGUUCAUUAUCUAGUUCCCAUUCUUUUCUAAACUCUUCAGACUUUUCACUUAUAGCAUAGUGUAUUCUUUUUACCUCACUGCUUAUUAGCAUCUCUUACAGAAGGUGGUCAAGGGAAAUAAAACUCAAUAAAAGGUAAAGCUCAAUUUUCAGUUUAUUGAGAGCUCUGGGGAAAUGGGGUAAACACGAAGAUGAUGAGAUAAACUAGGGCUGUUGAUUCCCAAAUCCCCAGGCAAUUCAAUUAGCCUGUAUUUUCGUCUUAAGCGUUAGGUAUAAAUUAGUGUAGUAUCUUGCUUUAUUAUGAGGUUUAGUGCAAAACCUUGCAGUGCUGCAUUUGCAAUUUUUUAGGAACUUGUUAUGAAAAUCAGUUGGGAAAAAAUUUUUUAAUGUGUUGGGACCUUCUAUGACUAAGGCAUUUGUUGAUUAUUUUUCAUCAUCACUUUUUGUUUUCUCUGUGUUUUAUUUUUAUAAAUUUAUUUUAUUUAUUUAUUUUUGGUUGCGUUGGGUCUUUGUUGCUAUGUGCGGGCUUUCUCUAGUUGCAGCGAGUGGGGGCUACUCUUUGUUGCGGUGCACGGGCUUCUCAUUGCAGUGGCUUCUCUUGUUGCAGAGCAUGGGCUCUAGGCACGCAGGCUUCAGUAGUUGUGGCUCAUGGGCUCUAGGCACGCAGGCUUAAGUAGUUGUGGCUCAUGGGCUCUAGGCACGCAGGCUUCAGUAGUUGUGGCUCACAGGCUCUAGAGCACAGGCUCAGUAGUUGUGGCACACGGGCUUAGUUGCUCUGCGGCAUGUGGGAUCUUCCCGGACCAGGGAUCGAACCUCUGUCCCCUGCAUUGGCAGGCGGAUUCUUAACCACUGCGCCACCAGGGAAGCCCUUCUCUGUGUUUUAGAUUUGUGAAAUUACAGGAAACAAGAUACCUUGUGUAGUUUGUGGGGGGGUCAAUUUGGAGAGUAUAGCACUCCCCAGGAAAAAGGAAGCAAUAAAAGUAUCUUUGUAUUAUGAAAUUAGACUCAGACAGAAAACUUCUUGCCACAUAAGGUAAAUGUAGAGGAUACUAUUACAAAAUAGUAAGAUGAUUGGGAGCUGAAAUUUUAUUUGUCUUUUUGAACAAAGAACAUUUCCAGUUCUGUAAUGAACUUUUACUUACACAUUAUUAAUCAUGCAUUCUUUCACAAUAUAUUUUAACAGCCUGAGGAAAUAGAAAGUUUGUGAGGCUACUCACAUUCUUUACUUUUAAUAAGGAUAAUAGGAAAGAAAAGUCAGACCCGUAAUCCAAAUCCGAGUAUGUAUACUCUUAAAUGCUCAAGAAUUCACAUUUUUGAUAAAUAAUUUAUAUUAUGAAUACAGACGACUGAAUUUUAUAAUUAAUAACUUAGUCUUAAGAAUGGAAUAAAAUUUGGAAAUAAUGAGAAUAAACUGUUAUUUAAUUUAUAGUAGAAAUGUAACAGUACCCCUGAAUUGAUAAUGUUGCUUUCAAAAGUUAGAUGAUAUUCUGAGCUAUAUCUUGAUUACAUUGUCUGUAGUUGAAAAAUUUUAAAUCAAAUACAGUACUUUCUAAAAGUGUUUGGCAUGUUACGUUGCCAAAAAUGACUGUUUUAAAAUACCAAGUAACCAGUUAAUUUCUGAUGACUUUGUAUAGGACUUGAUAUAUGUGAGUCAGAUUUAUUCUGUACUCAUUCUGUACAUUGUAACUUUGAACACUUAUGAAAAACUGUAUCUGUUGAUGUAGUUUUAUUAGUUAGUGUAAAUUUGUUUGCAUAUUUGAACAUUAAUCUUAGUUUAGGAAAUCUAAACCUAACCAUUUUUGUAAGGUUCAUAUGCUAUUUUUUUUUAGUGUUAUCUUGGUUUUUAGUAUUUAUAUAGUAGAAAUGUUACUAGUAAAAAUUUGUAGACAAAGCAUAGAACUAUUAACUGUUCAAAAGCCUAAGUGUUAGGCAUAUUUUGUAUUUCAUGUUGCACUUGUUUUGUUUCAUAUAGGACUUUUUACAUCCCUUUUUUAGGAAAAAAAAAAAAGAUGCGUCCGAAUUUUUUUUAGCAUAAAACUCUACAUUGGAAAAUAGAACUGUUUUCAUAUGGUUAGCAAAAAUACACUUUGCCACCAAAGCUAAAUGAAACUGUAAAAUACCUCCAGAUAUUUGUGCCAAUGAACUUUUCUUACCAUAUUGGGAUUAAAGCAAAAAUAAUCUUUUCAGUAUUUUUCUUCUAGGACUUAUAUUAAAUACACAUAAUCAAAACUUAUAUUCCAUAUCCUAAUUUUUCUUUCAAAAUAUGUAAAGCUUAUAGCAUAGUGUAUUCUAUUUUGUCUGAUUUCUGGAAUAGUGUUUUCUGGUUUUAUUGGGUGAAAGUUAGUUUACCCAAUAAUGAUCUUUCAGUAAUUAGUUGAAGAAAUCAUUUAGGUAAUCUUGCUUCAGAUUCAUUCUGUAAAACUUUAAAUUCUGUUGCCCAGAUCAUUUUUAGUACAGGUGUCUCUCAUUUAUGUAAUAGAAAGUUUAUUGUGGAAUUUCUAUUGUUUUCUGUGUGUUUCCAUUCAGUCCCUCUAUACAGUCACAUGUUUCAUAGGGGAGAAUUAUCCACUAGAACUUAACAUAAUACAAUGAAAUAAACAUUGUAAAAUGCAUCUUAAAGGAAAAUAUAAGAACAAGAUGUUAAUGCUAAAAUGUUAACAUUGAUGUGGUAGUGUACUCAUGAGAGAAAGCAGAAAUAUGAUAGAUUCAGAAACUGUUGUGUUUAUAUGGUUGACAUUCUUUAAUUUCUCUCCUACAGAAAUUUUCAGAGGGAAUUUCAGUCCCUCAUAUUAUGUUUUUUCCCAUAAUUUAAUGUCACUUAACUGUUUCUCUGCCCAGUCAUGUUGAUGUAGUUUGCAUAAGUAGCCUUGGAAGUAAAGAGACAGAAGAGAAAGCCAAAUAUUAAAAUGUUUGGCCUUGAUUUAGUUACAGUUUAUCCAACUAUCUGGUAGGGACAUGGAUGAUAUUAAUAAAAAGAUGAUAUACAAGACCUAAAAAUUCAGUGAACAUUAUUUUUGGAAUGAGUUUGUCCUUUGUGUUGAAUAAUUUUAUCCUAAGUAGGAAAUGCCUGUAUUUAACAUAACCAUGCUUUCUACAUAAUCAGAUAAUGUAUUUGUUGGAAUAUUGGUAGAAAUAAUCUUCUCUGCCUCCACUAUGGAAGGGGAAAAAUCCAAUUUUUAGUGUAUAUAAAUUAGGAAAUUGUAUUGUGUAUUUACAUUUUUAAAACUAAAAAUGACUUAGAUAUAUUAUUUUGAAGUGAUUGUAUUACCAUUUCUUAAACUUAUGACUAACUAUAAAUGUAGCAACAUACCCAUGAGAAACCAGACCAAAAUUGAAUGCAUAUUUUCACUGUGACCUUGAACUUAUAGUUGUUUGGGAUAAAACAGACUGUGCCUUAAAAUGAUGAAGGAAUGCCCUGCAAUUUUAUAACUAUAUAUUUAUUAUGGGUGGUCUUCUCAAAUUGGCCCUAAAUUCUUUUCUUUGAGGUUGGUGAAGUAAAAAUUUUAAAUAAAAGUUCAUCAGUAUUUCCCUUAGUAUCUGCUGAACUAUUGCUCUAGAGGCCUCCUUUAAUUUCCACAGUUCCCAUUUCAGAUUAAAAUUGAUUUACACUUCAUAGGUGUAGAAAAUUAAGUUUGGUUAAAGUUUCUGAAAAUAAAUUUAUUUUAGGAGAAGGUGCUGGCACUUCUGAACUUAUUACACAUGGAAAAAUUAAUCUUCAAAUGUAAUUUUUUGUCUUUUUAGUGAAUACUCUAUCAAAAACAUGAAUUCUUCCCUAAAACCUGUACUUACUGUUCCUCAGAUUAUUGAGACUUGUAUUUGUAUAUCAAAUAAAGUUAAUUUAGUCAAUAAUAAUUUCUCAGUAGUUAAAUAUAAACUCACAUUCAUGUAUAUUUUUAAACAUUUUCCCUUUUACUUUUUCCUUCCUAAUUAUUUUUAAGGUAUCAAGAGAGAACUGGCUCCAGAUUUUUGUGGGUUUUUCUUUUAAUGUAAAGACUGACAUUUUUACUGUGCUUAUUUAAAAUAACGUAAUUUCUAUCAAAACAAAUUAUUCCAUUCAUAGGACAUUCAUGGUCUUGGCCAAAAGAUGUCCACAUCUCUGUGUGGCAUCUCAGAAUUUUUUUGUAUAUUUUUCAAUUUCAAUUUUGAACAUAAAAUCUACACUUUUCUUUCUUCUCAUUUUACCUCCACUGCCUCCCAUCAAAGACAAAAAUAUAGGUUUCUCUAAAAGUAUGUAGAAAGAAAACAUGUCUUUCCUUAAAGCAUGGUCAAAAUGAGAUGGAAAUAGUUUGGGGAAGUGUAUGUAAUACAAUAAAAUACAUGGCUGUCAACUCGCAUCAGUUUCUAUAUUAUAGUGAAAAGUUUAUGGAAGACAAACUAUGUGUUUUACUGAGACAGACUCAGUAAUCAUUUAUUUGCAAAUCAAUAAUUUUACUCUCAUCCGGAAAAUGCAGUGCAUAGUAAUUAUACUUAACAGUGCAAAACAAUUUCUCCUAUAGUAUAUACUGAAAAAUGAUUGUCACCUUGCAGAUUUUUCUUUUUAAACAUGCAUGAUCUUCUCCAGUACUUUGUACAAUGUAUGGUAUACUAAAUACAUUUAUGUGUAAUUUUGUGUGUAUUUUUUUAUGGUAUAAUUAACUUUAUUACAUUUAAGUGGUUGUAAUGCACAAAAAAGUGCUAUUUAUUGUACUCCGUAGAGUGUUGUGAAUGUUUUUAUCUGUGUUUCAGCAUUAUGGUGUAGGGUUUAAUAGAUGAAUAUUUGCCUUCAGUCUCCACUCAGGUAUUAAUGUGUAGCAAUUUUUGGUGCUUUCUUUUUUAUCUGUCAUAAUCUGGUGUUCAGAAUGUUCAACAAUAAAUUUGGUGAACAAGA
This is a messenger RNA of Balaenoptera acutorostrata (minke whale), 11333 nucleotides long. RefSeq names its product post-GPI attachment to proteins inositol deacylase 1 (gene PGAP1). Gene Ontology annotation, molecular function: phosphatidylinositol deacylase activity. The record is from RefSeq and is a predicted model, not a curated record. Lineage: Eukaryota; Metazoa; Chordata; Mammalia; Artiodactyla; Balaenopteridae. Gene Ontology annotation, biological process: GPI anchor metabolic process; endoplasmic reticulum to Golgi vesicle-mediated transport. Bases 117 to 2885 code for a protein of 922 amino acids. The transcript has 27 exons. Gene Ontology annotation, cellular component: endoplasmic reticulum.